UAGUUGCGCAACUCCCAUUAAUUACCAUCGGAAUAAUUCAACACCAGUGUUUAUCACUUCAUUAUUGAAGGAUAAAUAUUCUGGAAUAGUAGUAUUAGUCACGAGUUUAUUCACUCUUCUCUUCAUUCACUUUCUUCACAGUGGAAAAGGGGAUCCACCAUGAUCCGGAGUCAAGAUUGAAUUAGAGUGUAAAGUCAUCGUCAUCGUCAUCGAUCAAAAUGAGGCUACCAAUUCCUGAAAUGUUUGUGGGCAGUGGCCCACAGCUAUUGGCAGUACUGUCAGGCACCAUCAACGUAGUAUCCGAUGGUAUGCAAUAUGGCUGGACGGCACCCUCAAUACCACUUCUACGAUCACAAGACUCACCCGUAAAAAUUACCCACUCCAAUGAAAUUUGGUUAGAGAUCCUCUACUUAAUAGGCGGUCUCGUUGGCCUGCCCAUCUCCAUAGCCUUCAUCGAUGUCAUCGGUAGAAAGAUGACAGUAUGGAUUUCAUCAAUCAUAGGCAUAUGCGGAUGGAUCUGCAUUGGAGCUGGCAACAACGUAUACUACCUCUACGCUGGGAGAUUUCUUCUCGGAAUCACCGCAGACAUAGCCUUCACAGCAUCCCCGGUAUACAUCUCCGAAAUUGCACAUCAGAAGAUCAGGGGGUUCUUGGCUGGUCUUAUUUACCUCAUGAUGCUUGUUGGUAUCAUCGUGAUAUACUCAAUUGGACCAUGGAUACCUAUAUACGCUUCAGCUAUCGUCGGAUCUUCUUUACUAUUAGUGCAACUCAUCAUAUUUCCUUUUAUGCCUGAGUCACCUUAUUUCCUUAUUUAUGUGAAUAAAGACAAAGAAGCGGAAAAGGCUUUGAAAAGACUGAGACAAGAUAAAAAUGUUUCCGAAGAACUCAACGAGAUAAAAAAAGCUGUAGAGAGACAGAAAACCGAGACAGGAAGACCACAGGAUUUGUUUCUAAUCAAGAGCAACCGAAAGGCAGCCACCAUUAUGAUGUUACUGAACAUCACCCAACAUAUUUCAGGAGUUUCAAUACUAAUUAUGAACCUGCACACUAUUCUUCACGAUGCUGGAUCAGACCUAAUAUCUCCAGAUAUAUCUGCUGUGAUGUUUCCUGUUUUGAUGUUCAUAUCAGCCACUACCGCCACGUUUUUGGUGGACAGAUGUGGCAGAAAAAUCUUACUUACGUCGUCAGGGAUAAUAACAACUAUAACGCUUCUUGUUUUGGCUGUUUAUUUCCAUUUGAAACUACUUGGAUUUCCUACGCAUCUGUACAAUUGGGUGCCCUUAGCGGCGGUUAUGGUCUAUGCCGCUGGUGUGAAAUUUGGUUUGGGCAUUGUACCCAUUGUCAUAACAGCCGAAUUAUUCCCUGCCAAAGUUAAGGGUAUGGGCAUGGCGUUUUCUGAUAUGAUGUAUCUACUCUCAUCUAUAAUAUCCCUCUAUCUGUAUCCUUGGAUGAACCAAGCAUUAGGAAUUCACAUCUCCUUCUACGUUUUUUCAUUUUUCUGCAUUUUAUGUACUGUUAUGAUCUCGUUUUAUGUGCCUGAGACGAAAGGGAAGACGCUGGAAGAAAUACAAAUGAUCCUUAAGGAUGUUGGAGAGGGAAAGAAGAUUCAGGAUACGAGGAUGUGAGUGUGGACAGUUGAAAGUCCUUGCAAUGGCUUAAAAGUGGUGAUCGAUUGUGAUUUCAUUGUCAUUUUAUCCUCUCUUUUUUAUGAGAGACGUUUGAGAGGGAGCAAAUGUAUAAUAUUCCAUAUAAAAUAUUAUAUGGAAUGCGAAUUUGAAUUUUAUGAAAAAAAGAAUGAAUAGCUA
Messenger RNA from Harmonia axyridis, 1805 nucleotides. Its product is annotated as facilitated trehalose transporter Tret1-like. The record is from RefSeq and is a predicted model, not a curated record. Gene Ontology annotation, biological process: transmembrane transport. Gene Ontology annotation, molecular function: transmembrane transporter activity. Gene Ontology annotation, cellular component: membrane. Bases 219 to 1625 code for a protein of 468 amino acids. NCBI's taxonomy places the organism in Eukaryota, Metazoa, Arthropoda, Insecta, Coleoptera, Coccinellidae. The transcript is spliced from 2 exons.